Clarias gariepinus (North African catfish) is the source of this 1468-nucleotide messenger RNA. It is a transcript of the gene drg1, whose product is annotated as developmentally regulated GTP binding protein 1. Gene Ontology annotation, molecular function: GTP binding; GTPase activity. The transcript has 9 exons. The record is from RefSeq and is a predicted model, not a curated record. Bases 91 to 1191 code for a protein of 366 amino acids. NCBI's taxonomy places the organism in Eukaryota, Metazoa, Chordata, Actinopteri, Siluriformes, Clariidae. Gene Ontology annotation, cellular component: cytoplasm. Gene Ontology annotation, biological process: cytoplasmic translation.
UAUAAAACUAAAGACAGAGAAACUCUAAAUAGUGCAUCUAAGUUCUUUUAUUUCUUGAAAUACUCCUGCGGAAGGACCAACGCCGGGAAAAUGAGUUUACUGGCCAAAAUCGCCGAAAUCGAGAACGAGAUGGCUCGUACUCAGAAGAACAAGGCCACGGCGCAUCACUUGGGCCUGCUGAAGGCUCGACUGGCCAAACUGCGCAGGGAGCUCAUCUGUCCCAAAGGAGGCGGUGGAGGAGGACCUGGAGAAGGCUUCGAUGUUGCAAAGACUGGAGAUGCACGUAUAGGUUUUGUGGGCUUCCCCUCAGUGGGUAAGUCCACUCUGUUGAGUAACCUGGCUGGUGUGUACUCCGAAGUCGCUGCUUACGAGUUCACUACGCUCACCACGGUGCCAGGAGUCAUCCGCUACAAAGGAGCCAAAAUCCAGCUUUUGGAUCUCCCAGGUAUCAUCGAAGGAGCCAAAGACGGUAAAGGAAGAGGACGUCAAGUUAUAGCAGUGGCUCGUACCUGCAAUCUGAUCCUGAUUGUCCUGGAUGUUCUGAAGCCUUUGGGACACAAGAAGCUGAUCGAGCAUGAGCUGGAGGGAUUCGGCAUCCGCCUCAACAAGAAACCUCCCAACAUCGGCUUCAAGAAGAAGGACAAAGGAGGCAUCAACUUCACCACUACUUGUGCACAGAGCGAGCUAGAUGCUGAAACGGUGAAGAGCAUUCUUGCAGAGUAUAAAAUUCACAACGCUGACAUAACACUGAGAAGUGACGUGACUGCCGACGACCUCAUAGACGUAGUGGAGGGAAACAGAGUUUACAUCCCAUGCAUUUAUGUCUUAAACAAAAUCGACCAGAUCUCCAUAGAAGAGCUGGACAUCAUCUACAAAGUCCCUCACUGUGUGCCUAUCUCUGCACACCAUCGCUGGAACUUUGACGAUCUGCUGGAGAAGAUCUGGGAUUAUCUGCACCUCGUACGCAUCUACACCAAACCGAAGGGUCAGCUCCCUGACUACACAGCUCCUGUCGUCCUUCCUGAUGGGCGAACAUCUGUCGAAGACUUCUGCCUGAAAAUCCACAAAAACCUCAUCAAGGAGUUUAAAUAUGCGCUGGUGUGGGGCUCCUCCGUGAAACACAACCCUCAGAAAGUGGGCAAAGACCAUGUGAUGGAGGAUGAGGAUGUCAUUCAGCUGGUCAAGAAGUAAAAACGCAUAGACUGGAAACACUGUGCAUGACCAAGCUGCUCUUUACAGCAAAGUGAGACGGCUUUCAAAGACCAGAGACGUUGUCUGUCAUCGAUGCCGUCAGGAGGCUUUUCGUCAUUUUCUUUUCCCGAUGUCAUCAGAUUCUAUAUGAACGUUAAUGUUGCAUUUAGCCCUACCUAGCACAUGUGUCAAAGCCACACAUGGGUUGAUUGCUAAAAAGGAAAUCAUAUUGUAUCUAUAGGUUUAAAUAAAAGGUUUAAAAAAAUUGAUGAAGUGA